UAUCUCACCUCUAACGCUGAACGGAACGAACGAACGGUUUCGUCGUCGCGCGCGUGUGUGGUGUGUCUGUGUGUACUGAAAAAAAAAACAUUUUUGGGGCCGCAGCAUAACGGAGGAAAAGUUCGUGUAAUUAUUAUACAAUACUCGUAUUUGUUCUCGCAGCAAGUCGAAUAAGCUAAAUUGUGCUAUCUAACCACAAAAAUACGAAAAAGUUAGCUGAAUUACCGCCUAGCAACGAAAAUCAUAAAUAGUAUAUAAUAUGUAUAAGAAAAGUCAACAACAAGGUUAAAUAUAGUGCUUAAACAGUGAACACUGCGGUUUCAAACGUCUUUUUUGCAUGUCUUCCUCUUCUCCGUGUUUUUUAACCAUCAAAACCGACAACAGCAAUAAUAACAACACCAACGAAUGGAUUGAAAUACAAAAACAAGAACUUUUGAGAGCGUGAGAGAGCGCGACAGAAGAAGACAAAAAGAGAGGCGUCGGCUAACAGCUUAUCAUUUGACAAAGCACAAGCAAGAAGCAGAAACAUCAGAAGGAGGGAAGGAAAACCAAAACGCUGAUUGCGCUGAAAUACUCAAACUAUAAAAAACACAUUCAAAAACUGUACAUAAACAAACUUCAAGUGUUGCAAAACCUUCUUGAAGGGAGCUAACACACAGUACACUUAACAACACUGAAUCGAGGCGCGCGUGCAAUAUGCGUAACGGUAUUCGGGAACGCGCGCGUGCCACGGAACGCACUGUAUUGAAACGAGACGCGUGGAAUCUAUAAUGCAACAACAAGAACAACCACAAGAAAUAUACCAGCAGCCAGAAGGAGCAGAAGACGAAAACAGAACAAUAGCAAGAAAGAAGAGGAACAUUUGGAAAAUGUUGUUGUUGCCGUACACUGAAGAAAAUGCAUCGUUUUCUUAACAUCCAGCAAAAUAUCAAAUUACGCAACUAUCAUCAGUUACUUUUGUAUUUUGUCGCUGCUGCUGGAGGACGGGCGGAAGUGAGAGGAAGAGCAAGAGGCAAGGGAACCGGAACCGGAAGAAGAAGCGGUCGCAACGGAAGUAGUAGUAGAAGAAGAGGAAGCAGAACGGCAGCAGCAGCAAAAACAGCAACAGUAACGUUAAAAGCAAACGCAACGUAACGUAACGCAACGCAACGCCAAGCGACGUGAAGAGUAGUUGAAGCAUAAUACUAUUAAUAUUGUUAGCCCAAUACAUUAACCCAACGCUGCCACUGUUCCUAAGACAUCAUCAUCCACAAUAACAACAAGAAACGGAAGAAGAAGAAACCAUUUAAAAUAAGCGUAGUCCGUAGCCGUAACCGUAAACCGUAACGUAAACGCAAAAAGAAAAGAAAAACAAACUACAGAAACACAAACCCUAUGCCAAUUUUGAUCAUCGAAUCGUUUUGCACGUAACAUAAACUCACUCCCAUAAGCGAUCCAUCAACGAGAAAACCUAAAGCAACAAAAAGCAAAAGUUGUUUUAGAUCCCAAAAUCCCAGAAACCAAAAACCGAUCUCGCCCCUUGCCACGCACACCAAAAAAUACCACACACACACAUAAAAUAAAAACAACAACAAAAUAGAAACACAAAAUAAAAGGCUGGCCAAGGAAAGCGGAAAAAUAUGGCCACACCUCAAGUCAAGGACUUGGUGUUGCGCUCGCCCGCUGGCUCCUCCGAUGUCAUUUCCUUCGCCUGGCCCCUGCAGAUCGGACAUGGACAAGAUAAACACGAUAAUGGCAUCGACAUUAUCGAUACCAUCAAGUUUGUCUGCGAUGAACUGCCAUCGAUGUCAUCGGCCUUCGAGGAGACCAAUCUCAAUCAAAUUGACACUGCCUGCUAUAAGACUAUGACCGGACUGGUCGACCGCUUCAAUAAGGCCGUCGACAGUAUCGUUGCGUUGGAAAAAGGAACUUCACUGCCCGCCGAGCGCCUGAACAAGUUCGCUCAUCCUAGCCUUCUAAGACAUAUUUUGCAAUUAGUUUACAAUGCUGCCGUACUCGAUCCGGAUAAGCUCAACCAGUAUGAGCCCUUUUCGCCGGAGGUUUAUGGCGAGACGAGCUACGAGCUGGUGCAGCAAAUGCUCAAGCACGUCACCGUCGGCAAGGAGGACACGUUCAUUGAUCUUGGCUCAGGAGUGGGCCAGGUUGUCCUCCAGAUGGCCGGAUCCUUUCCCCUAAAAACCUGCAUUGGCAUUGAGAAGGCAGAUACGCCGGCGCGUUAUGCGGAGCGCAUGGAUGUGUUCUUUCGCCAGUAUAUGGGUUGGUUUGGGAAGCGCUAUUGCGAAUACAAGCUAAUCAAGGGCGAUUUCCUGGUGGACGAACAUCGGGAGAAGAUCACCUCCUCGACGCUGGUAUUUGUAAAUAAUUUUGCCUUUGGGCCGACGGUGGAUCACCAGUUGAAGGAGAGAUUUGCGGAUCUGAGAGAUGGAGCGAGAGUUGUUUCCUCCAAAUCGUUUUGUCCACUAAACUUUCGGAUUACAGACAGAAACCUCAGCGACAUCGGCACUAUUAUGCACGUAAGCGAGAUUCCGCCCCUCAAGGGCUCUGUGUCCUGGACCUGCAAGCCCGUUUCGUAUUAUCUGCAUGUGAUCGAUCGCACUAUACUGGAGCGAUACUUUCAACGCCUGAAAACGAAAGGCGGUAAUGAUCACGACAGUGUUGGAACUGUGCGCACCACUCGCGAUCGUGCCAAGCGUGAGGCAAACGUUGGCCAGCACCACCAUCACAAUAACAACCAUCAUAAUAACAUCAACAAUCACGCCAAUAACAACCAUCAGCGGGAGCGGGAGCAGUCGAACGGAUCCAUUAACACCGCUGGCCAACAGCAGCAGCAACAGCGCCAUCAAUCGCAGUCGCCGGCCAAUGUCAGCGGCGGUGGGGGACUAACGGUUGCCAUUGGGCAUCCAGCAGCAGCCUCCAAGACACGCCAGCAACAGCAGCAGCAACAACGCAGCCUCGACAUGGAGAGCAGCACUGAGAGCGAUGGUGAGGCGACGAAUGGCAAUGGCGGCAACACCACCACGGCCACCAAUACCACAUCAGCCUCGAAUGGUCCCAUGACCAGGAAGGUGUGGUCCGAUUGGUGCAGUUCCAAGGGCAAGAGUUCGCAGUCGGAUGACGAGGAGAAUAACAACUCCAAUAGCAAUGGAGGCAGUAAUGGUGGUGGGACUGCUGGCCCCGGAGCCGGAGGAGCUGUUGGCCGUCAGGCUCGUGCUGCCACCCAAAAGAAGCGCAAAAAGCUCACCAGGAAGGCGGCGAUAGCUAGUAAAUCGGCAGCAGCUGCUCAAAGGGAAGCAGAGGCAGCGGCUGCGGCGGCGGCGGCCUCGGCAGCGAUGGCCAGCAAGGACUCCAGCUCCAAGGAGGAUCAGCCAAGGGCCGCCAGUGCGGGACCCGGUCGCAAGGGGCGCUUGAAGAAGGGAGCCCGGGGCAGGAAAUCCCUGAAGAUUGUUGGUCUCGAGGCGCUGCAUACGCAAACGGUCUUGAGUACGUCCCUGGAUGCCAUGACCAAGAAGCUGCCAGCAGCGCCAGGAACAGUGGAUCAACAGCUGACGGCCCUGCUCACCGAGAAUAUGGCGCACACGGAGCUGGAUAUACCGACGGCGCCACAGGACACACCAUAUGCCCUGCAAAUCCUGCUGGAUGUGUUCCGCUCGCAGUAUAUGACGAUGAUUGAGCAGAUGAAGUCCAGUGCCUAUGUGCCGCAGGUCCAGAAGCAGAUUGCCCAGGAGCAGGAGAGGAUGGCGCGGCUAAAGAAUCGAGCCAAUCAGCUGGACAAGCAGAUCAAGGUGCUGAUCAACGACAGUGUGGCCUUGCUCAAGGUGCGAAUGAACGAGCUUGGCAUCCAUGGGAACUCCUCGAACGAUCUCAUUGCCCAGGCCAAGGAGAUUGUGCACAGGCACAAGGAUCUCCAGCACACUGUCAACCGGAUGCGGAACGAGGUUACCUUCUACGAGGGCGAGCAGAAGCAUCUGCUGAAGAACCAGUUGAAGAAUCUACCCGAAUACCAGAAACUCUGCGGCGGUGUUAAUGGCAAGGUGAAGCUGGAAGUGCCACCGGAACUGUCUGAGACGACGGCCCAGGAGCUGGUGCUCAAGGAAAUUGCCAAUACGCUUAGCCAGCGAAAGAAGCUCUACGCCCAGGUGUCCACCAUUGAGCAGGAGACGACGGCUUUGCAGAAAACGGCCGAGGAGCGGUCCACAGCAGCCACGCUUCUGGCGCAGGGUACCAACAUGAUGACCGUGCCCACCACAGCAGCCUCCGCCUCGUCUUCGUCGUCCUCCUCCUCGUCAACGUCCUCCUCCACUACCACAUCCACCCCACUUUCGAAUCCAAUAACCGUGCCAACAAAUAAUAAAAUAAAUAAUGUAAAGAACUCCCGACGCAGUCGCGAGCACCGAGCCCGCUCCCAGGAGUGGCCAGAGGUGCCCGAGGUGGGCAAGAUCCAGGAAAGCAAUCCCGAGGUGCUUGCCCAGAAGAUCGUGGAAACCUGCCGUCAAAUCGAGGCGGGCAAGUUCCAGGGAGGAGCAGCUGUGCCCGCUUACCAGGUGAAUGGCAAGAAUAAGGUAAUUCUGGAGGCACAAUCACAACCACCGCAGGCGCCGCCAGCUGCUCCAGCAAUGAGCAUCAAAUCUUCACCUGGCCACCACUACAAGGACAGCACACUGAUGCCCGCUCCCAAGCAGCAGCAGCAACAGGUGACGACGCCCUCUUCCCUGCUGCCCAAGUGUGAGUUGCCGGGUCUGUCAGCUGGAAGUAGGAAGCAGGAAUCACCCAAGGUGGCCAACUUUGAGGAUCGGCUGAAGAGUAUCAUCACCACGGCCUUAAACGAGGAUCAGGAGCAGCGCAGCAAGGCGGUAGAUCCUAUACCAUCGCCCUCUCCGCUUCACAGUCCAGCGCCCAAGCGUUCCAAGCAGCAGCAGCCGGGCGGUGGAGCCUUGAAUCCCACCCAGUCGCUGCACAACAUCAUCACGGUGUCGACGCAAGGCCUGAUGCAUCUGAAUGCCAACACAACUAUAUCCCCGAUAACGCCACCUUUGCCGGGUCCGGGAGCUGGAGCCACAGCCUCUACGGCGCCGCCACCGCCAGCGAAUCUUCCCUACGGAGCCUACGGUGGGGCAGUGGGCAAGGUUCCGGGAUCAAGCAAGUAUCAGCAGGCAGCCAAGGAGCCCAAGUAUGCGCCACCACCGCCGCCGCCGCCGCCAUCAUCCCACAUGGCAGCCCUGUACUCGGCGGGACAGCAGCAGACGUCGACUCCAGCGGACUUGGCCUACCAGCAGAGGAGACGCAGCUCCGUCAGCGCAAGCAGCUAUGAGCACUUUAUGGUGCAGCAGCAGCAGCACCAACAGCAGCAUGCCCUAAUGCUGGCGGCAGCCGCUCAUGCUGCACAGCGUCAACAGAUGCGCGUCGAGGAACAGCAACAGCAACAGCAUCAUCAUCAACAGCAGCAGCAACAGCAUCAUCACCAUCACCAGCAGCAGCAGCAGCACCUUCAGCAACAUCGCCUGCAGCAUCAGCACCUUCAACACCACCAUCAUCACCAUCCCAAUGAGUUCAAGGCUCCGCCAGCUGAUAACCUUCUUCUGCAGCGUUCCAGUAGCCGGGAGCAGUUGAUAGUAGAGCCACAGCAACAGCAACAACCACUGGAGCUGUUGCCUCGGGCCAGUUCCGCCAACUCUGACUAUGGUGGCUAUCGCAUCCGUCCGCCCAGCAGGCCCAGCUCCAACUCUUCGCAACCGGAUUACACUCAGGUUUCGCCCGCUAAGAUGGCCCUGCGCCGGCAUUUGUCACAGGAGAAGCUUAGCCAGCAUGCAACGCCGCAGGCCACGCCACCACCACCGCCGCCGGGACAGGGAGGUGUCACCACAGCUGGCACCUCGGGAAAAACUAUUGGGGAUCUGGUUAAUGGGGAGAUUGAACGCACCCUGGAGAUCUCACAUCAGAGCAUCAUCAAUGCAGCUGUGAACAUGAGCACCGGCGGUGCCCAUUUCAUGGAGCGAACCACCUUCCUCAACGAUAGAUCCAACGAUCAACGGCUGCUCAUCAAUCUGAAUGCCCAGCGACCGGAGCGUGUUCAUGUACGUCCGCUCUCCGACGAGUCCCAGGAGCCGCAUCCCACCAGCUAUGCCCAGGAGAGGGGAGCAGGUCCUCAGGCGGCGUCUGGAGGAAACAGCAAUCUGGCCACUCUGGCCCAUGUGGCCUAUGUCCAAAAGGCGCAGGCAGGCGGAGGUCGAGCGAACGUGGGUACAGCGCCGCCUCCAGCCAGCAGCCACUCCUCGUCUGCUCGUUCGGGAAGGGACUAUCAGCCGGUGGCCCUGCCACGCGCAGAGCUCAAGGGUAGCAUCGAGGCCUACUUCCACGAGGAGCAGCAGCAGCAGCAGCAGAAGCAGUCAAAGGGCUCAGGAUCAACAGGAGCGGCCGCCUUGCGGGGAACGCGACUCAACGGAGCCAAUCCGCCUUUGGAGGGUCUAGCUGCUUCACUGCAGGAUCACGUUCGUGCGCGGAAGUACAAGGAGGAGACCGAGGAGCGUCAACGCCGGGCGGCAGCCGCCGCUUCGUCAUCGUCUUCUGCGGGAGUACCGCCCUCUGGCUUGGAAAUGGCAGCUCACUAUGCCCACCAGGCGCCGCCAGCCCAUAGCUACCACCAUCAUCAUCAUCACCAUGGCGCCAGUCUUAAUGGAACACCGCACAAAGUAGAGCUUGGAGUAAAACGAAGCUCGCCGCUGGCACCGCACCAGCAACCGCCGCGUCCCUCAAAGCUGGCACACUAUGAGCCACCGCCACCGCAGCACCAUCAAGCCCAUUUGUAUGCCAACGGACAAGUGUUGCCGCCGCCGCCACCAGCUCAUGAUGCCACCACGCCCUCACCGACGCCCUCUUCAUCAUCGUCGUCCUGCGGUAGGCGCAGCAAUAGCAAUAACAAUGGCAAGAUGCUGGUGGAUCCUCCUUUGCUGAUGAGCCCCGAGAUCAACUCACUGAUGGGCGAUGAGCGACCACUGCAGCUGUCGCAUCACUCACAGCAGCAGCAGCAGCAGCAGAUGCUUCAUCACCACCAAUCGCAGCAGCAGCAGCACCACCAGCAACAGUUGCAGCAGCUCAGGGUGCCACAUCUUGGACAUGGUCAUGGUCAUGGUCACAGCACCACCCCCACCUUGGGCGGACAGCGUAGCAAUGCCAAUGCCGCCGACGAUGAUGAUGUUAUAGCCGCCGAUGACGAGUCCCACUGGCAGCAUCGAGUCAGCUCUGGCUUCGAUCGCUUGGUGGCCUUCGCCAGCACUGAACUGGAUAAGACGCGGCGCAGCAUCGAUGGCAUCGACACGGUGCCAGCCUCAAUCAGUUGCAACACCUCGCCGGACUCGGGCAUAACGCACAGCAGCAGCAAUUCGGAUGCAGUGCGCACAUUCCUGUCCACCUCGUCCAGCUCCUCGUCGCAACUGGAGCUGCCCAUUGGCAGCGGUGGCAGCAGCAGCAACAACAGUCUGUACAACAGCGGUGGGAAUAAUGGGGCGGUCAGCCAUCAGCAGCAACAGCAGCAGCAGCAACUGCUGCAGGUUCAGCAACAACAGCAACAGCACCAGCACUUGACCACCGAUCAUCUGAGCGACAGCAGUAGCAUCAAGUCAUCGGCUUCCUCAUCGCUGCACGGAGCUGGCAGCAGCUCUUUGAAGACAGUUUCGCCGGUGGAUCCCAGUGCCAUUGAAUCGCCACCGUUGUCGGACGUUGGUUUGCCCAGAACACCGAGUCCCAGUGCUGCCAGUGUGGCCACGCCUCCACUGGCCAGUGGCCCAGCUCUAUCCGGUGGAGAUGUGGCUGGAAUACCACUGAAGUAUCAACGCAAGUCGAAGAGCGGCUCGGAGAAGCACUACAAGAAGAAGUUUUGCGAGCGGAACUGGGAGUACGACUGCGAUGAACUGCUGGCCUACUCCAACUCGAGUGCACCGCCAACAGCAGCUGAUGCGGCAGGCAAUGGGCCACAGAGUCUGGUGGAUACGGCCACUAGUGGAGGAAUCGUUGCUGCUAGUGCUGCUGCUGCACCACUUCAGCUGGGAAAGUCGGGCAAGUCACCGAAGGAGAAAUUAUCGCCUCACCAUAACAGCGGCUAUAAUCAUCACCACAAAUCCUCGAAAUUCCGGCCAAAGGGCAAGGACUGGGACUGGUCGAUGGACAGUCGCAGCCAGACGGGCGACCACAUGCUGCCCCAAAAUAUAAACAACUCCACGACCACCACAACGAGUAAUUAAUUUAGUAAACUAAUUUAGUUCAAUUUUGCUGAAGGAUGACGAAGGACGAAACGAGAAGCAUGAAGGCGGAAGAGCAAGCAACUCGAUUGCCGCUCUUUAGCCAAAUGAAUUGUACAUUUUGGAUCUGCGACUGGAUAUGAUCCCUGUGAAUUAUAUAUAUUGUAUUUAAAUGAAGAUUUUUUGUAAUUUUAACUAAAUGAAUUGUGUACGCAUAUAGCAAACUAAUUUGUAUAGCACAGCUCUCCAUUAUUUGCCUUGUUUUAUUUAAUUAAUCAAUUGCUAGCCACCAGCUCUCCUCCUGUGUGUCACACCAGUGUGUGUUUUUUUCUUUAUUUCCUUGCGAAUUCUAUAAUUAGGCUAGGUUAUAAGUAUAAGGUUGAACCCAAACUGCUGAUGAACAAUGUUACUACUGACUUCUUUAUACUUUAUUAUUAUUAUUAUUAUUAUUGUAUUUAAUUUGCAUUAUUAUUGUUUAUAAGUUGAAAGUGUUUUGUCCUUAGUCCUUAUUAUUAUUAUAAUUUUUUAAAUAAAAUUGUCAACUAAUUGAAAAGGU
Molecule: messenger RNA, 8787 nt
Organism: Drosophila kikkawai
Lineage: Eukaryota; Metazoa; Arthropoda; Insecta; Diptera; Drosophilidae
Gene: gpp
Product: DOT1 like histone lysine methyltransferase grappa
Biological process (GO): DNA repair; heterochromatin formation; regulation of transcription regulatory region DNA binding
Cellular component (GO): nucleus
Molecular function (GO): histone H3K79 methyltransferase activity
Source: RefSeq, a predicted model, not a curated record